AUGAGAACCCAUCUCUGUUUUCAGAUUUUCUUGAUAUCUUUUUAUCUAAUCUUGUUUGGUGUUUCUGGUCGAUGUCAAACUGGCCAGCAAUCAAUCUUGAUCCAGUUGAAGAACAAACUUCAAUUCGAUUCUUCAGCUUCAACAAACCUGGUGUCUUGGAACCCAAAUGUCACAACAGAUUGUUGCAUCUGGGGAGGUGUCAAAUGCAACUCCAGAGGCCAGGUUGUUGUUCUAGACUUAAGCAACGAAACUAUAUCUGGUGGUAUUGAUGAUUCCAGUGAUCUGUUCGAUCUAGAGAAUCUUGAGAACCUAAAUCUCGCAGGAAAUAAGUUCAAUUUCAUACAGAUUCCUUCCAGAUUUGGGAGUCUUGCCGGUUUGAAGUAUUUGAACUUGUCAAAUUCAGAUUUUUCAGGCCAGAUUCCUGAAGAAUUGUCACAGCUGACAAGCCUGGAAGUUCUUGAUCUCUCUUCGCUUUUCUCCUACGGCAUUCGUUCACUAAAACUUGAGAAACCGAACCUAACCACGCUUGUUCAGAACCUCACAUUGCUUAAAGGUCUUUAUCUGGAUAAUGUGAACAUAUCGGCACAAAAAUCUGACUGGUGCCAAAGUCUAUCAUCGUCUUUGCCUAAUCUGGAAGUUUUGAGCUUGUCAAAUUGUCAACUUUCAGGCCCAUUAGAUGACUCCCUUGCGUACCUGAAGUCACUUUCUAUAAUUCGUCUAGGUCUGAACAAUCUGAGUGCUCCAGUUCCAGAUUUCUUUGCAGACUUCAGGAAUCUGACAGUUAUGCAUCUUGGUGCUUGCCAUUUGAAUGGAAAAUUUCCCGAGAAGGUCCUCCARUUGCRGAGKUUACAGACUCUGGAUUUAUCAGUUAAUACAGAUCUUAAUGGUUCUUUACCACAUUUUCCUACGAACGGAUCCCUUCRAAUUUUAGUGCUCAGMAACACAAACUUUUCAGGGGGGAUACCAGAUUCUAUUGGAAAUCUUAAGAACUUAUCCCGGAUCGAGCUGUCCRAGAGCAAUUUCAGUGGAAKAAUCCCAAAGUCCAUGGAAAACCUCACCGAAUUGUCAUACCUAGACUUGUCAUCAAACAGCUUUAUUGGCCAAAUCCCAUCAUUCCAGCUGWGUAAGAAUCUUACCCAUAUUGACCUCUCACGGAACAGCUUAUCAGGAUUKAUCCCUUCUGCUCACUUCCAAGAUCUUCAAAAUCUUGUUCUAGUGGAUCUMAGAUUUAAUGCAUUCAAUGGAAGCAUACCUUCAUCUCUGUUCUCUCUGCAGYUAGUGCAAAAGAUACARCUUUCCAACAACRAUUUYGAUGGUGAAYUAGCYAACUUUUCUAAUGCAUCUGCAUCUUUGUUGGAUACUCUUGAUUUAAGCAGUAACAAACUGGAAGGAAAAAUUCCYAGGUCUUUCUUUGAACUUCGACAGCUUAGCAUCCUCUUACUAUCGUCAAACAAGCUGARUGGCAAGAUAGAAACCAAAGAUUUUCAGAGUCUGACCAACUUAACGACUCUUGAUCUUUCAUUCAACAACUUGUCUGUUAUAACAAACAGCARUAUMUCUGGCUUGUCUCAUCUUCCAAAGUUGUUCUCAUUAAAGCUGGCUGCAUGCAAUCUUCAGAAGUUCCCUCAUCUACAAAACCAAUCAAGAUUGAUAAAUCUAGACCUUUCCAGAAACAAAAUUGAUGGAGAAAUACCAAGCUGGAUCUGGAMUGUUGGUAAUGGAAGCCUUUCGUAUAUGAACCUUUCUCAUAACCACUUUACCAGCCUCCAAAAGCCCUAUCAUUUUUCUAAUCUUAGUGUCCUUGACUUGCAUUUCAAUAACCUCAGUGGGGAGAUUCCGACUCCCCCAACAACUGCUACCUUCAUCGACUACUCUGACAAUCGUUUCGAUUCGGAUCUCCCUGAAAGCAUUGGGCUAAGCCUUGGUAUGGCCUACUUCUUUUCUGUUUCCAACAAUUUACUCACUGGGGUGAUCCCUAAUACCAUAUGCAAUGCUAGCUACCUUAAGGUUCUUGAUUUGUCAAACAAUCGUUUAACCGGAAGGAUACCACUGUGUUUCACUGAAUUUGGUGGCAACCUUGGGGUGCUGAACUUGGGAAACAAUGGUCUCAGUGGUCGAAUCAAGGGAAAUUUUCCGAGCAGCUGCGGCUUGAAUACUCUAGACCUGCAUGGAAAUUAUUUGGAAGGGAAGAUCCCGCCAUCUCUUGUCAAUUGCACAAUGCUAGAGGUGUUAAACCUUGGGACCAACAGGAUAAACGACACUUAUCCAUGCUUUUUGGGUAACCAUACCAACUUGCGUGUCCUUGUUCUGCGAUCGAACAGGUUCCAUGGGUCUGUACGUUGUGGUGAAGGUCCACACAACAAGUGGCAAAAACUUCAGAUUCUAGACAUAGCUCUCAAUAACUUUAGUGGUGAAGUCCCAGAAGAUUGUUUCUGGCAAUGGAGUGCUAUGAUGAGUGGUGAACAAUCACGUAAGGAACACCUCAGCUUUAUGGUGUUACAGCUUAAUGACUUCUACUACCAGGAUACUGUGACGGUCACGGUCAAAGGACUAGAGUUGGAGCUAGUGAAAAUCCUGACGCUCUUCACAUCCAUUGAUAUCUCAAGUAACCAUUUUUCAGGGAACAUACCAAGCGCAAUUGGGCGACUCAAGGAACUGUAUCUUCUCAAUGUAUCACACAAUGACUUCAAAGGCUCUAUCCCAUCAUCUAUAGGAAAUUUGAGUCAGCUAGAAUCGUUAGACAUGUCAUCGAACCAACUGACAGGAGAGAUCCCAUCACAGCUCGCUACUCUUUCGUUCCUUUCUUUGCUUAAUUUGUCAAACAAUCAACUGAAAGGAAGAAUCCCAACAGGCUCCCAGUUUCAGACCUUCUCAGAGUCAUCAUAUAAAGGAAACAAGGGAUUAUGCGGUUUUCCAUUGAACAAAUGCAAUAGUUCAGUUAGACCAACAUAUGCACCAAAUUCCAAAGAAUCUAAGAACGGAAUUGAUUGGCAGUUCAUAGUCACUGGGGUAGGAUUUGGGGCAGGAGCAGCCAUUGUUAUGGGUCCUCUUGUGUUGUCUAAGCAAGGGAGAUACUUCUGGGACAAGUACACAAACAAGCUUGUAAAAAUGAUCUGUCUGGCUCUGGGCAUCCAUUAUGUGCCGUGUGUUUUAUUCAAUGACGACGAAGAUGAUGAAAAGGAGACAGUUGACAGCAACGAGGACUUGGAUGAAAGCGAAUACGAGUCAGAAGGUGAUCCAUCUAAAGGAAGGUACUGUGUGUUCUGUACCAAACUUGAUUUCUCUAGGACGGAAGCCAUUCAUGAUGCAAGAUGCACCUGCUUUAACCGAACACAAGUAUUUUCUACUUCUUCUUCAACUUCUUCUUCAGAAGCAGAGUCUCCAUUCUCCAAACUGUGA
Messenger RNA from Cynara cardunculus var. scolymus (artichoke), 3399 nucleotides. Its product is annotated as receptor-like protein 33. The coding region runs from base 1 to 3399 and encodes 1132 amino acids. Gene Ontology annotation, molecular function: protein binding. Lineage: Eukaryota; Viridiplantae; Streptophyta; Magnoliopsida; Asterales; Asteraceae. The transcript has a single exon. The record is from RefSeq and is a predicted model, not a curated record.